Cicer arietinum (chickpea) is the source of this 1084-nucleotide messenger RNA. Its product is annotated as vesicle-associated membrane protein 711-like. Gene Ontology annotation, cellular component: membrane. The record is from RefSeq and is a predicted model, not a curated record. Gene Ontology annotation, biological process: vesicle-mediated transport. Lineage: Eukaryota; Viridiplantae; Streptophyta; Magnoliopsida; Fabales; Fabaceae.
UUUUCUCUUCUUCCUCGUUUUGGUUUUGGUGUUCUUGUUGUUGUUGUUGCACCUCUUCCAAAACCAAUUCCUUUACACUUUUCUCUUCUAUCCACCCAACAACAACGACCCUUUACCUUAAACUUUCAAAAAAACUUACAUGCUUUAAGCAUCAAUGGGGAUAUUAUAUGGAAUGGUUGCAAGGGGACAAGUUGUUUUGGCUGAGUUUAGUACAAUUCAAAGCAAUGCAAGUGUUGUUGCUAAACAGAUACUUAAUAAGAUUAAUCAAGGGACUGAUAAUUAUAAUGAUAGCAAUGUUUCAUUUUCACAUGAUCGUUAUGUUUUUCAUGUUAAAAGAACCGAUGGCUUAACGCUUCUUUGUAUGGCUGAUGAAGCAUUCGGAAGGAGGAUUCCUUUUUCAUUUCUUGAAGAUAUUCAUAAUAGAUUUGUGAAGACAUAUGCACGUGCAAUUCUUUCAGCUCCUGCAUAUACAAUGAAUGAUGAAUUUUCAAGAGUUCUCAGCCAACAGAUGGAUUAUUACUCUACUGACCCAAAUGCUGACAGAUUAAACCGUCUCAAAGGUGAAAUGACUCAGGUGAGAACGGUUAUGAUUGAUAACAUUGAGAAAGUGUUAGAGAGAGGUGGUCGUUUGGAAAUGCUGGUUGAGAAAACUUCAGCAAUGAACAGCAAUUCAAUACGUUUCAAAAGACAGUCUCGUCGAUAUAAAAAUAACAUGUGGUGGAGGAAUGUUAGGCUAACGGUUGCACUUAUUAUAAUUUUUGCCAUAGUCUUUUACGUUAUACUAGCCUUUAUCUGCCAUGGUCCUUUGUUGGCUUCUUGCUGGAGAUAAGCUCUCAAUGCUAACUGUCAAAUUUUCCUUUUUUUUUUUACACUGCUUUUUGACCAAUAUAAUGUAUAUUGGGUAUACCAAAAAAGGAUAACACAUAUUGUGUUUAUUGGGAUGCAACCAUUUAUCAGAUAUUACCAUUCUAGGCUUGUGCAUUGUUUUAGAAAAUUGUAAUGCAAUGUGGAUAACUUAGCAAGAUACCCUAUUGUGUUGGGUAUAUAUAUUGACGAUUCUGAAGGAACAUUUUAUGAUUUAUUU